AUGGCCGCCACCGCCGUGGUCCCGUCCGUAAUCGACCUCAAAUCGUCACAAGGCACUCUGCCCAUUCGCCUCGGCGCUAGCAUCCUGGAAAGCAGUCCUCCGGGUACCUCGCGGUUCGUCAGUUUACGGUACAACCACAGACCGCAGCAGAAGCACCCAGAUGCAGAGGCAAUCAAAGCUACCAUCCUCGACGGCGGCGAGGCUGGCCUUAGCAAGCUUUCACUCGAAUGUGAGGAUGGCAAGUACGCAUAUUCCGGCAGACAUGGAAAGGAGGACAAUAGCUACGUGCUGCUCUCUCGCGGACAAGGCAAAGACAAAGAGCUAGUAUUGGAGAGGGUGUAUAGCAGUCACGCAUUUAACCUGAUAAGCACACCAUCUGAGAGUAAUGCCACCACACUGGCAGCACGACAUGCGCAACUUCCAGUUGAUGCUGCCRAGGAGGAUGAUCUUUUUGGCGACGAAGACGAGGAAGAGCCCGUGGACGACUCCAAUCCAUUCGACUAUCGCCAUUUCCUCAAAGCCGAAUUAGAGAAGCCUGAAAACACUAACCCAUCACUGGAUGCCACGCGUAGCACAGCUGGCACCCCCGUAACACAGCAACAUCGCCCCAGCAGUCCGCCAGUUCGGAAGCCGGUAAAGCCAGCCGCUAAAGCCCAGCCACCGAAGAAGCGCAAACCAGCAGCAGCAGCGAAGCCAAAUCCGAAACGAGUGAAGGCUGGGGAGGAGCCGACUGCAGAGACCGUGAAACCGAAACCAAAGGUCGAGGUUCCCAAGGUUCGCGUAGAUCGUAAGGCUUCGUUGCGGCGAGCUUCAAUCAUGGAGGAUUCUGGUGAGCUGAUCCUUGAGAAUGAAACUCCGGUGAACGAAAAGCCGCCGAAGCAGAAUGCAAUGUCCCUUGCACUUUCAGGCCAGCUUGCGGGGGGCCCAAUCAGCCUGAUGUCAGCUGCGAGUACCCCUGGAGAAGGGCCGUCUUCGAACACAAAUGAGCCGGAUGAGGUCAUGGAGACAUACGAGUUCGAGCUUGGUGACAGCAGUCCAGAGCAUGGAGAAGAAGGAGAUGAUGAUGGCCUGCUUGUGGUAGAAGAGGAAGAAGAGGCUGUCAAUGCUGACCCAGACGAAGAGGAUCACGACGAGGACGUAGAUCCCAUGGAGCUGCCAUCGCCUGCGCAAGGUCGUAGUAGGCCGAGCGUGAGUGCGGCAGCUGGUAUCGCUGGUGGUGACGAAGACGAAGAUGACGACAUGGAGAAACAGCUCGCGCUCGCCAUGGCAGAGGAUGGCGAAGGAAGUGAGGAGAGUGAGGAGGAGUGA
Ramularia collo-cygni is the source of this 1308-nucleotide messenger RNA. RefSeq lists its product as uncharacterized. The transcript has a single exon. Lineage: Eukaryota; Fungi; Ascomycota; Dothideomycetes; Mycosphaerellales; Mycosphaerellaceae. Bases 1 to 1308 code for a protein of 435 amino acids. The record is from RefSeq and is a predicted model, not a curated record.